Penicillium atrosanguineum is the source of this 1878-nucleotide messenger RNA. RefSeq names its product putative serine/threonine protein kinase (Nrc-2). Lineage: Eukaryota; Fungi; Ascomycota; Eurotiomycetes; Eurotiales; Aspergillaceae. The record is from RefSeq and is a predicted model, not a curated record. Gene Ontology annotation, cellular component: plasma membrane; nucleus; cytoplasm. The transcript is spliced from 3 exons. Gene Ontology annotation, molecular function: protein serine/threonine kinase activity; ATP binding. Bases 1 to 1878 code for a protein of 625 amino acids. Gene Ontology annotation, biological process: protein phosphorylation.
AUGACGCAGCUUUUCGCGUCUAGUCCAUCGGCCAUGUCUAACGAAAAACGCGGGAAUUUCCCCGGCCUUACGCUGCCCUCUCGCAAACACUCCAACGAGUCGGGUCACCUUCCUACAAAGAUUAAAAACUUUUUCCGGAUCAAUAGUUCCAGCAGCCAUUCAUCAGUGCAGAGCGGCAGCCCGUCCAGCAAUGAGCGCGAGCGGGAAAACGCUUCUCCUGCCAAGAGCGAAAAGACAUUCCGCCAGUCUCGAUUCCUGCCUACCAUCGGCCGCAACCGCUCAACAACAGUUGCCAGCGAAGGCAAUCCCCUUGACGACGGAGUCUCGCCUACGGCGACUGCCAAUCCAUACUUUGCCCACCAGGGUCAACCUGCAUUGCGACAUCGGAACGAUGGGUCUGUGCCCUCAUCCCCGCCUGAUACGCCUGAGCUACAGGUCACUGGGGUUUCGGCUGCGGAGCAGGCUACUACCGCUAACAAAGAAGAGCUAGCUCGCAAGCUGCGUCGUGUGGCGUCUGCUCCCAAUGCCCAGGGUCUCUUUGCAAGCGGAGAAGAUCGUCCUCAGGCUGCUGAGAUCAGCAAAGAGGCUCUUGCUGAGUUUCCAGGUUCGGAUUCAGCCAACGAAAAAGAGCUUUCCCUUUCUGUGCCCUCUAUCGGUCUGGCCCAUAAGCUAGCCAACGAGGAGGGCAGUUUCCGCCGCACAUACAGCUCGAAUUCGAUCAAGAUUCGUAAUGUGGAGGUGGGACCUGCUAGUUUCGAUAAGAUUAAGUUGAUUGGCAAGGGUGAUGUCGGAAAGGUAUACUUGGUCCGCGAGAAGAAGUCGAGCCGUCUCUAUGCCAUGAAAGUCCUGAGCAAGAAGGAAAUGAUUAAGCGAAACAAGAUUAAGCGUGCUCUAGCUGAGCAGGAAAUUCUGGCAACAUCGAACCAUCCGUUCAUUGUCACCCUGUACCACUCGUUCCAGUCCGAGGAUUAUUUGUACCUCUGCAUGGAGUACUGCAGCGGAGGAGAGUUCUUCCGAACUCUUCAAACUCGGCCUGGCAAAUGCAUUUCGGAGGAUGCUGCCAGAUUCUAUGCUGCUGAGGUGACUGCUGCCCUCGAGUACCUCCAUCUGAUGGGUUUCAUCUACCGUGAUCUUAAGCCUGAGAAUAUUCUCCUACAUCAAUCUGGUCAUAUCAUGCUUUCGGACUUCGACUUGUCAAAGCAGUCCGGACCCGGCGGUGCUCCUACUAUGAUUCCUGGCCGAGUUGGCGGAAACGCCAGUGCUGCUCUUCCCACCAUUGACACCAAAUCCUGCAUUGCGGAUUUCCGCACAAAUUCUUUCGUUGGAACUGAAGAGUAUAUCGCCCCUGAGGUCAUCAAAGGCUGCGGACACACUAGUGCAGUCGACUGGUGGACUUUGGGUAUCUUGAUCUAUGAGAUGUUGUACGGAACCACUCCAUUCAAGGGCAAGAACCGUAACGCAACAUUUGCCAGUAUCCUGCGUGAUGAUGCGCAGUUCCCCGAGCACUCGGGUGCGCAACCGACAUCUAACUUGUGCAAGUCUUUGAUUCGCAAGCUCUUGAUCAAGGACGAGACCAAGCGUCUCGGUGCCCGUGCCGGUGCAUCGGAUGUCAAAACCCACCCCUUCUUCCGGACGACGCAAUGGGCACUCAUCCGCCAUAUGAAGCCACCCAUGAUCCCAACUCAGGGUCGUGCUGGUACAGACACAGUGAAUUUCCGCAAUGUCAAGGAAAGUGGCAGUGUGGAUAUCGGUGGUACCAACCCCGCCAAGCUGAAGGGAGUCCCCAUGGAUUCUGGCCUGGCAACGCCCAACGCCGAGCUGAACGAUCCUUUCGAGGAAUUCAACAGCGUCACUCUCCACCACGAGGGAGACCACUGA